AUGGAGGAUUUUCAGCGGGAACUGCAUAAAGGCAAUCCAGUUGGACCAAGUACUUCUUCCAUAGCUACUGAAUUUAGUAGUUUUAAGAAAUUUAUCCUAGCAGCUCUAACAACCCCGCAUAGUCAGAUGGAUCUGGUGGUGAGGGAGCUAGACCGGAAUGAGAUGAGACGUCGUAUAAAGACGAUCCUCCUGCAUGUUUUCAGCCGCUACCAUCGUCUGGGGCGUCCCUCUGAUAAAGAGUUCAGACCUGUGGUGGUCAAGUUCCACGAGUCAUCAUUCCGCGAUAAGGUUUGGUUCUCUAAAACUGAACUCAAAGGCUCCGGAAUCCAACAGUCAAAGUUCCUCACUAAAAGUCGCCAUAAUGUAUUUAUGGAAGCUUGGCGCAGAUACGGCGUCACCAAAUGCUGGGCCCAGGAUGGCGUUAUCCAUCUUUUCACACCAGACGGCACAUGCCAU
Iphiclides podalirius (scarce swallowtail) is the source of this 456-nucleotide messenger RNA. The record is from the annotation of a GenBank genome assembly. NCBI's taxonomy places the organism in Eukaryota, Metazoa, Arthropoda, Insecta, Lepidoptera, Papilionidae.